Messenger RNA from Penicillium coprophilum, 765 nucleotides. Its product is annotated as Yae1 family protein. Bases 1 to 765 code for a protein of 254 amino acids. The transcript has a single exon. The record is from RefSeq and is a predicted model, not a curated record. NCBI's taxonomy places the organism in Eukaryota, Fungi, Ascomycota, Eurotiomycetes, Eurotiales, Aspergillaceae.
AUGACAACCACAGAUUCCUCGUCCAGCGAAUCUACCUCCCCAGCAACAACAAUGUCAACCCACACCCAACCCGAUCCCGCUGUCGACAACUCCCUCGAUGACAUCUUCGGCUCCUCGCCACCCCGCGAAAGCUCCCUCCCAUCAACAACCACCCCAAACCCCCAAUCCACCGAACCCUCCGACCUCCCCAGUCUCCGCCGUCAACAUGUGACAGCAGGCUAUCGUGACGGUACAUCCGCCUCGAAGGGCGCGCACGUACAGGAAGGAUUCGACGCAGGCUUUCCUGUCGGUGCCCAGCUGGGUAUGCGCGCCGGUACCGUACUAGGUAUCAUGGAGGGACUGCUACGCGGGCUCGAGGAGCGGAGUGGACCAGGGGCUGUGAAGAAACCCGCUGUGCGGGCGGGUCAUCUUGAUACCGCAUCUGGAUCUGGAUCUACGAAGACGGAUGACAGUGGCAAAAUUGAAAUCGCGGAGUUACGCCGGCAGAAGAGGGAGCAGAUUCGUGUGCUCUAUGAAGCAGCACUUAAGGAAUUGGACGUGCAAGCUGUUUUUGCCGGGGCUGAUGGCGCUGGGGCGGAGGUUGAACCAAAGGCCGAGGGUGAGGAGGAAAAGGCGGAGACCCAGCUUAGGCGGAAGGGGGAUGUUGUUAUCUCCAAAUGGGAGGGGAGGGUUGAUGUUCCGAGGUGGGAGGAGAACAUGGAGGCUUUAGAGAUGAAGGAAACCAAAGAGGGCAAGGGCGAGGACCAGGCUGUGGAGCACAGUUGA